AAAUGGAGUCCAUACAGAGUGAAACCUUACCUAAGGAUGAGACAAACCAGGAAUACAGAGUGCAAAUAACGUCGAAGAAACAAAUAAUCGAGCAGAUGAAUAAAUAUAAAGAAAUUCUGAAGACGGCUCUCGACGGACAGUCGGACGUUGCGGAGGAGACGAAACGAGUUUUACUGCAGGAGCUGCUGGCGAACUUUGAGGCGGCUGUUCAGGACAACGUCUUGGUGAACGGACAGCCCUGGGAGGAGGCAGCUGACGUCGAAGCAGAGGAUGUUGAUCUGGACAGCCUGCUGGAUGACACCAUUGUUGAGACCACCAGGAGGCGCCGUGCCUUCCCAAGAAAGAUCCUGCCCCAUGUGGUCCACUCCCUCAAAGCUGAGCGGAAACUCAUGGGGCUGUAUGAGCAAACAGUCAAACCUCAAGAGGUGGUCAAAGAUCCUGAUCAAGAAUGCAUCAUGAAUGAUUUGUCAGCAGCAGCUCCUGGGAUGUUUAAACAGGCCAUCCAGGUCAUAAAGUCAAUCAGCACUCUGCAGAAACAAGCUGAAGGCCUCUGUGAGAUCCUCAACAUGAAAUCAAGUCACACCACUCUGGAGAUCCACAGAGAAGUGUUCGGUUCCAACGGCCAAUCGGACGCUGCCCUCCCUCCUGUGAAUGGAGCGCCUACGAACAGGCAGCCAAUCAAGAGAGCCGCAGAGGAAGCGGAAGCCAGAGGCUGCUAUGUGCCUCUCAGUAAGAAACCUGUGGGAGAGGGCGAGCCAGAGUGACACUUCCUGCAUCCGUUUACCACAGAACAUCAAGACGGUGUGAUGUAAUCGACCAAUACGUUUUUUUAUUUCUGCACAGUUUUUUUUUUUUUUUUUCAAGAAUAGAAA
Messenger RNA from Chelmon rostratus (copperband butterflyfish), 872 nucleotides. RefSeq names its product NSL1 component of MIS12 kinetochore complex (gene nsl1). Gene Ontology annotation, biological process: mitotic sister chromatid segregation. Lineage: Eukaryota; Metazoa; Chordata; Actinopteri; Chaetodontiformes; Chaetodontidae. Bases 3 to 764 code for a protein of 253 amino acids. The transcript has 6 exons. Gene Ontology annotation, cellular component: kinetochore; MIS12/MIND type complex. The record is from RefSeq and is a predicted model, not a curated record.